CGGGCGGGGCUCAGCGGCUCCGGGGCUCGCAGGACGCGGCGGCUCCGCUCGCACCGGAGGCCGGCCAGCAUGGGGGACACUGCUAGCACCAAGCUGGGCCGGUGGUGAGACAGGAGGGGUACGGAGGAAGAGGAUGGAGAGGGGGGGGCGAAGGUGAAGGCAGCCCCCCCCUCCCAAAAUAUCCCCCACCCUAUCGAGCCAUCACCAUGGCGACGAAUUUUAACGACAUCAUCAAGCAGGGCUAUGUGAGGAUGAAGAGCAAGAAGCUGGGGAUCUACCGGCGGUGCUGGCUCGUCUUCCGCAAAUCCUCCAGCAAAGGGCCCCAGCGCCUGGAGAAGUACCCGGAUGAGAAGGCGGCGUGUCUGCGGGGGUGCCCCAAGGUCACCGAGAUCAGCAAUGUCAAGUGCAUCACGCGGCUGCCCAAGGAGACCAAGAGACAGGCGGUGGCCAUCGUUUUYACCGACGACUCCGCCCGAACCUUCACCUGCGACUCAGAGCUGGAGGCGGAGGAGUGGUACAAGACGCUGUCGGUGGAGUGCCUGGGCGCCCGCCUGAACGACAUCAGCCUGGGGGAGCCCGACCUGCUGGCGCCCGGCGUGCAGUGCGAGCAGACGGACCGGUUCAACGUGUUCCUCCUCCCCUGCCCCAACCUGGACGUUUAUGGCGAGUGCAAGCUGCAGAUCACCCACGAAAACAUCUACCUCUGGGACACGCACAACCCCCGGGUGAAGCUGGUCUCCUGGCCCCUCUGCUCCCUGCGCCGCUACGGCCGCGAYGCCACCCGCUUCACCUUCGAGGCCGGACGGAUGUGCGACGCAGGAGAAGGUCUCUACACCUUCCAGACACAGGAAGGUGAGCAGAUCUACCAGCGCGUGCACAGCGCCACGUUGGCCAUCGCUGAGCAGCACAAGAGGGUCCUGCUGGAGAUGGAGAAGAACGUCAGGGUGAGCUCCAGCCCACGCCGAGGGGGAACGAAGCUGGGGGAAGCUCCGGGGGCCCUGUGUCAUCCUCCUCCCAUCUGUCAUCCACUGCAGCUGCUGAACAAGGGCACGGAGCACUUCUCCUACCCCUGCACCCCCACGACCAUGCUGCCCCGCAGCGCCUACUGGCACCACAUCACCGGCUCCCAGAACAUGGCAGAGUCCUCCAGCUAUKCUGGGGAGGCGUACGCAGGUGCCCAGGCCAGCUCGGACACCGACCUCCUCAACAGGUUCAUCUUGCUGAAGCCAAAGUCCUCCAAAAGUGACAAGCCUGAAAGCAGGGAGCCCACAUCAUCCCCAUGAGCUGGUGUGGGGGGACUGUGGCAAGGGUCCCCUUUUUCUUGCYCAAGGGGUGGCAAGGACACAGGCAGCUGCUCCUCAGAAUCCCCAGGAGACCGAGCUGGAGCACCUUCRUGCCAAGACCUUGGGAAGCAGGUGCUGGCUCACGCCCUGGUCUGGCGUUAGCGGAGAUGAUGGCUGGCUCAGCCUCAACUGACUUCAAAUAUAUAUUGAAUAUCCGUAUUGUAAGAGAUAUUUCCUUCUCACAUGAAUGCAAAUGUGGUGGCUGCUGAAGAGCCCUUGGGCAGAUGCCCAGAGGUUUUUGACUCUUGGGGAGGUGAAGAGAGAUGGGGGGGUCAYGAAAUUCAGCUUUCUGCAUGGCAGGAAGGCUGGACAUCAUUCUACCAUGGCCAUGGAGCAACGUUGGAGGAUGUGGCUGUGCCAGGCUGAUGGUGCGGGGUCCUACCCCCCAUGAAGAGUGGGGUGCUCCUGAGGACACCCUGCCAUCCCUGAGCUGAUUUUUGCACUUCUUCAAGCUAUUUAAACACUCGCUGUAGAAUUGAGAUGUCUCAGGAGAAACUGGUUUUCCUUCCAGGGGGGUUGGCUGGGGUGAGCAGCCAGGCAGAGCCAAGCUCUCUGACUUCUCCCAUCCCAACACCCCUCACUCCUCCUACAGCUGUGUCCCCCUGCAGUGCCCCUAGUUUAUCUGCUGGUGGGCAACCAUGGGACUGGUUUUGGCCAGUAGCAUCCGUCUCUCAAGGGGCAGCUUUGUGGAUAYGAGAAGCCCCAGGGCAGAGAAGCCCAUGCCGAUGGGGAGAGAGCCACAUUCCUCUGUGCAUUCCCAUAGCCCACACUCCCUCCUCACCCACUGGGGGUGGAACUGGGCUUUAUGUGCUGAAUUUAAAAGCAAUUGAUUUUUUCUAGUUCUCCUAUUUAUUGACCUCCUUUAGAAGGGCUAUCUUUUUAUUGCCGUGCAAACCUUGGUGUUUCUUUGGAGUCUUCUUUCCGUCUGGGUUGGAUGCUUGGUGGUUUUAUUUCUGCUUUUUAAAGCUCCAGGUCCAUGUGGUGGGCACAGGGAUUGUCGUGAUGUGGGAACCUGUGGUCUGUAAAUACUGUGUUUCAGGGUGGUGUAGCUUGUGGCUGAGGCUGGGGGGACGUGGGGACAGAGAAGGGCUGCUCCUCRCAGUGUGGCUGGGCACAGACGGGCUCUGGGACCCCAGCACUGCCCAGCAGUGUGUCCUCCCUGGGGUGAGAGGUGUAACGUGCUCUCUUUUCCUGGCUACACACCUCAUCUGGAAAAGAUUUAACAUUUGUUACCAAAAAUGUUYGGCUUUUCUGUUUUUUAAGGAGUUGCUCAAUGAAUAAACAACCCUUAUCCACAUCCA
Messenger RNA from Malurus melanocephalus (red-backed fairy wren), 2644 nucleotides. It is a transcript of the gene DOK4, whose product is annotated as docking protein 4. Gene Ontology annotation, cellular component: cytoplasm. NCBI's taxonomy places the organism in Eukaryota, Metazoa, Chordata, Aves, Passeriformes, Maluridae. Gene Ontology annotation, biological process: positive regulation of MAPK cascade; cell surface receptor protein tyrosine kinase signaling pathway. The transcript is spliced from 8 exons. The record is from RefSeq and is a predicted model, not a curated record. Bases 207 to 1283 code for a protein of 358 amino acids.